Molecule: messenger RNA, 1086 nt
Organism: Trypanosoma rangeli
Lineage: Eukaryota; Euglenozoa; Kinetoplastea; Trypanosomatida; Trypanosomatidae
Exons: 1
Coding region: 1-1086 (361 amino acids)
Source: RefSeq, a predicted model, not a curated record
AUGACCGCAGUGUGGAAGCAGAAUGCCUUAUUUCGGCUCCUGGCAUUUUUGGAUGUUGUGGGCCUGCAGCCCUUUUCAGUCCUAAGCGACCUCACCGGCGAUGGGGAGUUUGUCGAUGUGGGGCGCAUUUUUAGCAAUGGCAGCGCUAUCCACGGCAUCUUGUCUAGCGGACUUUACGUUUUCCGCGCCAACAUCACACGCCUCUUUUCGGACGAGGAAGAGCGAGCCCAAUUGCUUCGGCUAGUGGGAGAGUCUGCGGAGACAUUUAGCAGAAGUGUACUUGGACCUUCCUCACUUGUGGCGUUUGUUGAAGUUGUGGAAAGUGACCUGCCAGUGUGGGCCCUUCUGCGUAUCAAAGAGGCCUUUGCACUAACGGGCAAGGCAACAACGCUCUCGGAGCAGUUUCUUAUUGACGCCCUUGAUCACUGGAUGAGUCAACGAACUGUGAGGGAAAACGAUUCUCUCGUGCUGGCGUGUGGGGUGCAGCCGGCGGUGCUGGAGGCUGCGCGUGCACGAGCUGAAGAACUUCCACAUGCCGUUGAGGACUUUAUCAUUGAUGUCGUGUUUCCACCUCUGACGUCGGAUGACGAGAAGCAGACAGGGAAGGCCUGUGUCCUCGAUUGGCUGAUCGCCUCCUAUGAGAAGUGUUACGAGGCGGUUGAUGUCGACGAGGAGGAGGUGGAGGAGGAGGCGUCAUCGACUGAGUCUCCAAGAAAGAAAAUUAGGACAGAAGCAAAAGAUGGGGAGGAAUUUCUUACUGCGGAGAAUCUUGACCAGUUUAUGCGUGAGCGACCUUCGGCAGUUCCCAGAGCAAUCUUGCGCGAGCGACGACGUUCCCUCCAGGACCCGGCAAUUACCGGGUUUGAGCUGCAAAACCACUACACCGCAAAUGAGCUCAUGGACUAUGUUAAGGGGGAAUUGGGGGAGCGGCGGCGACUGAAGAAGGCCAAUUGCGUUCGUUUGAUUCUAAAGCAUCACUGCCUGGCGAGAACGGCAACCAUACCUAAAGAAGAAGAGGAAUAUUGUUUGCCAAGACAACUGCAUGAAAUGAAAUGGGUGCAUAGCGAAGAACCGAGCGCCAUGUGA